UUCGGCCCAGGCAACCGCGAUGGAUCUGGAUGAAGCGUCGACCACCGUGGACAAUAUAGUCACGCAGUUCAACACCUACGAAGACUUCCUGGACUCGCAGAUCACGACCCUGGACUUGUACUACCUGGAGGAUGAAGGUCUGGCCCGCCAGUUGGUGGAGCUAGGCUACCGAGGUACUGGAGAGGUGGUGAGAAGAGAAGAUUUUGAAGCAAGAAAGGCAGCUAUAGAGGUUGCAAGGUUGGCUGAAAGAACUCAGAAAAAGACACUAACAAGUGCUGGUAAAGACCUACAUGAUAAUUUUCUGAAGGCUCUGGCCGUGAGAGAAGAAGACAAUCGCAGUGGAAAAGUGAGCUUAAAUCAACAGGAGGCUGAUGCUGCUCAUACCUUUAAGAAGAAACUGGCAGAAAGUAGUGCUCAUAGAAAAUCCGUGAUCUUUAUUCGUGACAAAAAUUCUCAUGGGCAGGAGGUAUCAGGAUACAUUGACUAUGCCCACAGGCUGAAGACUGAAGAUUUUGAAGUCUACUUUAGUGGAAAAAAAAGACUUCUUCCAAGACCCACAGAUAUGAGUUUUUACAACUGGGACAGUCAUAUUGCUGUUUGGAAUUCAACUCCCAACUACCAAGUGAUUGCCGAUAAUCCAGAAGGCUUACUUUUCAAAUACAAAAGAGACAGAAAAAUUCUCAAUGUGGACCCUAAGGCUCAACCUGGUGACAACUCUACUAGAAGCCCGAUCCUAACAGAGCUCUACACACAAGUUGUCAUUUUUGACCACGUUUCCAGAAGAAAGACUUAA
Dama dama (fallow deer) is the source of this 793-nucleotide messenger RNA. It is a transcript of the gene CFAP299, whose product is annotated as cilia and flagella associated protein 299. Lineage: Eukaryota; Metazoa; Chordata; Mammalia; Artiodactyla; Cervidae. The transcript is spliced from 7 exons. The record is from RefSeq and is a predicted model, not a curated record. Bases 20 to 793 code for a protein of 257 amino acids.